Molecule: messenger RNA, 2244 nt
Organism: Punica granatum (pomegranate)
Lineage: Eukaryota; Viridiplantae; Streptophyta; Magnoliopsida; Myrtales; Lythraceae
Source: RefSeq, a predicted model, not a curated record
AUGCAACUACCCCCAAAGAUUAAGGUGCCUGAAUUCCAGAGGUACUACGGCACGACCGAACCUCGUCACCAUCUCCGCCACUACCGGGGAAAAAUGCUGCAGUACUGGGACUACGAAGAGUUUGUCAUCCAUACGUUCCAGGAUAGUUUGGCAGGAGCGGCUCUGGAUUGGUACAUGUCAUUGAAAGCUGCAGAUAUCCCCACGUGGGCAGACCUCUCAAGCAAAUUCAUCGACCAGUACAGGUACUGUGCGGAGACGCCCCCGACUCUGCUGGAGCUCAGCACGAUGGAGAUGACCGAGGACCAGAGCUUCGAGGCCUAUGCAGUGAAGUGGCGAGCUAGAGCGGCGAAGCACGUCCCUCCGAUCAGUGAGGCACAGCAGAUCCAAUUAUUCCACUCCACUCUUAAAGGGGCCUACUACUUGCACUUGUUGGCCCACACGUCUUCAUUCUCCAACCUUAUCGACGUCGGAAAGAAGCUCGACAUCGGCAUUAAGCUCGGCAAGAUAGAAGGUCCGGUCGAGAAAAAGGAGGGAGAGUCCUCGAAGAGGGCCGCCACUGGGACAACGGGAAACAGGAGAGGGAAAAACACGUCCGUCAACGCUGUCAACUCAGGGCACCAGGCUCCCCAACAAUAUUCCAUAAGCUACACGCCCGCACCACCGGCCACUCAAGCGUAUGCCCCACCUUCGGUGCAUUAUCAACAACAACCCCCAACACAGCAAGCUUACUAUUCCGCUCCGCCGGCUUCCUUUCCUUCGUCGGUCCCGCAGCAAUACGCCCAUAAUUAUGCCCCUGCUCCUCCUCCGAUUCAACAAAGUAGGCCCCCGGCUUCGACAACUCCUCAGCCGGUGCAACGGGCUCCGGUUCCGCAGGACCAACAAGGCAUCGCAACACAAACGCGGCGUAAACAGUUCUCACCUCUGCCGGCUCCGCUCUCCCACAUAUACCGGCAACUCCUCGCGGGUAACAAGAUUCGAUCAAUAGCACCUAACCCUGAUUUCGACCCAACCAUCCAAGAUCAGAGUUGGCGCUGCGAGUACCAUCAGGGUGCACCCGGUCACACCACUGACAAUUGUUGGAAACUACGGGAGAGGAUCCAACAGUUGAUUGAUGACAAGCAACUCACGUUCAACGCCGUCGAACCCCCGAACGUGCAAUCAAGUCCUCUUCCCGAUCACGGGUCGAGCUCGGGACCCAGCAUUAACAUGAUCAGCGUUUGCGCUAUAGGGGAGUACGAGACCGGACAGGAGGCACCGGCCCCGUUUGUGAUCGAAUAUGUUCCUGCAGAAGCUGGUGUAGGGUACGCAGGGUUCGAUGCCACGCCCGCCCCAUUCGUGAUAGAAGUCCCCGCACGAGAGCCAUAUCAAGACAGCAAGGUCCCGUGGACCUACGAGGGAAGUGUUGGGAACCUCGAGAGCCAAUUUAGCGUCAUGGGCGUGACGCACUCGGGUCGAGUCUAUGAAAAUCCGAAGGCUGCAAACAAAGGGAAAGCCCUGACAGUGCCCAGAGUCGCCCCGGAAGCUUCGUCUAUUCCCCAGAAGAAGGUGACUGAAGAGGAGGCCGAGGCUUUCCUGAAGAUUAUCAAAGCAAGCGAGUACAAGGUUGUUGAACAAAUGGGCAAGUCUCCGGCCCAUAUUUCGCUACUCGCCCUCCUCUUGGGUUCAGAGCCACAUCGUGAAGCGCUUCUGAAGGUCCUGACAGCAGCGCAAAUCCCCAAAGAGACGGCUCCGAAGCGGAUUGAGGAGACUAUCAAUUCGAUCUUCUCCAACAACAUUUCAUUUUCAGAUGAUGAACUUCCCUCAGAAGGCUUGUUGCUCGGGAGACCGUGGAUCCAUGCAGCUGGCGCCGUUCCUUCGUCCCUACACCAAAGGAUCAAAUUCAUCGCAGAAGAUCGACUUAUCACGGUCAAGGGUGAGGAGGACUACGCCAUUUACAAGGAGACAGCUGUUCCCUAUAUCACAAUUGAGUGGGACGAGGAAUGUCAGAAGGCCAUCGAUACUAUCAAGGCAUAUUUGGCUCAGCCACCAGUGCUAGUUCCGCCGACACCAAAUCGUCCGCUGAUACUUUACUUGACAAUUUGGUUGGGGUUUCCCACAUUCCAUUCUUUAGGGUGGAUGACCCAUAGGAUUUUAGCUGUAGAAUGGGAUAUGGUGUUUGAUGAAUCAGGAACGAGGAACGAUUUGCCCAGAGCUCUCUCCCUUGCUGAUCUCAGGCUUAGGAGGAGAUAUUCCAUAAAGCACUAG